CUCCAUAUCGGCCGUGCCGACACUCAAAUUCCGGCCUGACCCCAUUUUUGUUGCGUGAAAGUGAACGAAGUGUGUGUGGACACAGUGCGAGUGCGACUCCGACUCCGACUCCGAUUGCGAUUGCGAUUGCGAGUGCUGUUCCGGGAUCAGAAACGAAUCUACUUCGGCCUCACGAUUGACGCCUUCUACCGCUUCCUGCGCCAGGCGCUGCCGCUGGCCAAGGAGGCCGCGAUCCACUUAAAUGCCAGCAACGAGAUCUCCGGUGCAGUCAGCAUCACUGGCUCGCCCGGCGAUCUCCUCAACUACAGCGUGCUGGAAAUGGAUCUCGGACUCGAUCUGGAUGUGGAUCUGGGUCUGGACAUGGGCCUAGCCAGCACACCCAGCAGCAGCAGCAGCAGCAGCAGCAGCAGCACACUGGCGCCGCCCGCAACCGCCAGGACGCCGGGUAACAGGAGCGUGGUGCGGGUCAGUGCCGAUGUGCCCAUCUGGGUGGUGCCGUGCUAUUCGGCCAUCCUGCUGUGCGCCGUGGUGGGGAACCUGCUGGUGGUGUUGACCCUCGUCCAGAAUCGUCGCAUGCGCACCAUCACCAACGUAUUCCUGCUCAACCUGGCCAUCUCGGACAUCCUGCUCGGCGUCUUCUGCAUGCCAGUGACCCUGGUCGGCACUCUGCUGAGGCACUUCAUCUUUGGGGAGCUGCUCUGCAAGCUCAUCCAGUUUGCACAGGCUGCCUCGGUUGCCGUUUCCUCCUGGACACUGGUGGCCAUCUCCUGCGAGCGCUACUACGCCAUCUGCCAUCCGCUGCGGUCGCGCACCUGGCAGACGAUCAACCAUGCCAACAAGAUCAUCGCCAUCAUCUGGCUGGGCAGCCUGGUGUGCAUGACGCCCAUCGCCGCCUUCAGCCAGCUGAUGCCCACCAGUCGACCAGGACUUCGCAAGUGCCGCGAGCAGUGGCCGGCGGACAGCCUGAAUUACGAGCGGGCCUACAACCUGUUCCUGGACCUGGCCCUGCUGGUGCUUCCACUUCUGGCCCUGAGUUUCACCUACCUGUUCAUCACGCGCACCUUGUACGUGAGCAUGCGCAACGAACGGGCCAUGAACUUUGGCAGCAGUGGGCCGGAGGUCAGCGCCUCCUCCGCCGCUGUCACAGGACCUGGCAGCCAGCGACGGCACAACGGAAGCCACUGUCAGUCCCUCGACACGAUUGUGACCCACCAGCACAAUCCGCACCAGCAGCACCAGCAGCACCACCACCAUUCCCAGAACUACUACGCGGACUACGGUCACAGUGGCAGCAAGCGGCGAUUGAUCGGCGGCGGAGGAGGUUCCUGCGAGGGCAGGCGGCAUCUGUACUGCAUGAGGAGUGCGUCCGUGAAGUCCGUGCGGCAUCAGCAGAUCAACGGCGGCGGUGGAACUGUGAUUCUGAGCGGCACUGGAGCUGGAAAUGGCGAGUGCUGCAGCCGGAUGCACAGGAUGCGCCAGCAGAUGCAACUGCAGCAGCAGGGCUACGUGAGCGACAGUGAGUGUCGGCGCAAGUCCUUGUCGCAGCCCAGUCUGCGGAUCACAGAGGCGGGACUGAGGAGAUCGAACGAAACGAAGAGUCUGGAGAGCAAGAAGCGGGUGGUCAAGAUGCUGUUCGUCCUGGUGCUGGAGUUCUUCAUCUGCUGGACGCCGCUGUACGUGAUCAACACGAUGACCAUGCUGCUGGGGCCGACGGUGUACGAGUAUGUGGACUACACGGCCAUCAGUUUCCUCCAGCUGCUGGCCUACUCCUCCAGCUGCUGCAACCCGAUCACCUACUGCUUCAUGAACGCCAGCUUCCGGCGCGCCUUCGUGGACACCUUCAAGGGGAUGAGGGUGUGCGAGCGGCUGUGCGCUCCCUGCUGCUUCUGGCGGCGACGCUCCAAGAACGAGACGAACCUCUCGGUGGCCGGCAACUCCAUUGCGCUGGCCAACUCGGUCAUGUCCAGCCACACGAUCCUCGAGAGUCCGCGCCUCUGAGCCAGCCGCCGCCGACCGCAGAUGGCGGAGUCGGAGUCACUUUAGAUUAGCAAUGGGUGGAGGUGGAGGUGGAGGUGGAUACGGAUCGGGUGCGCCAAUAUGUGAUGCAAUGCAAUGUGAAUGCAAUAGAAACUGUGGUUGUCAACGCCAUUCCGCCGCGUUCUGAAUGCGUGUGGAACGAUGGAUGUGUGACCAGUUGGAUGGAUGGAUGGGUGGUUGUAUGGAGGAGGUUCCGUGACCACCAAAUUGCCCCUCCAGAUUUCUAUUAAUAUGUGUGCGUGUAUGCUUAGAGUUGCGCUUAAGCGUGUUUUUCAGUGUGAGUUAUUGUUAGACGUUGACCUCGUGUUCCCUCUGUGUGUUUACACCUUAAAUGGGUUGCAAUCGAUAAUGCCAAUCUAAAUUGAGAUCGCCACACGCUAAGACGAGGAAUGAAAAAUGCUCAGCUGGACUAAGAUUUUAGAAAGAACAGUAGGUUAAGAAACCAGCACAAUGGUUUUAAAAAUAUUUGAGAUUUAUGGGAAAUGCUAUGUAUACCGAGAGAAUUUGUUGGUCUUGGUAUGCAGUUAGUUUAAAGUUUGGUAUCAUUCGUCCCACAUGUCGUAUGCGUGAUAUUUACGCAAGCUAACCGACCAUUGUGCUAUAUUUAAUAUUUUCAUUUCCACACUUUACCUUGCAGCGAGCAAUCCCGAAAGUAAAAGGUAUUCUGAUCACGGUGCAGUGAAAGGUUUCAAUGACUCGAGAAGCAUUUGACAGCAGGCUGAUUUUACAGGGUACUCAAGGAAGUCCACUCCCAAAACGGAUUCCUAACAUUCAAAAAUGGUUGUCAGACGGAGCUUAUGGAGUGGCAGACACUCCGAGGUCCACAAACUAAAUUAAGAAGCCCGAUCGGGUGCCAAAAAUCCAAUUUUAUGUAGUUUUCAAGUAGCUGAAAAUGCCAAUUGGAUAACUUGGCAUUGUGGAUAUUUGGCACACUAAGAAAAUAGAUGGCAUAGUGUAUACAAAGAAGCGUUUCAUUUUAGCUCUCACCCACUUCAACGAAAACUGGCAAUUGCAAUUAAUAAUCUGAUAUUUGUAUAUGUAUAGAUCUCAGUGUUCUUAUGUAAAUAAGAUGAAAUCAAAUCGAAAUAAAACGACAACUAUCUUCGGGUUCA
Messenger RNA from Drosophila santomea, 3149 nucleotides. RefSeq names its product cholecystokinin receptor type A (gene CCKLR-17D1). NCBI's taxonomy places the organism in Eukaryota, Metazoa, Arthropoda, Insecta, Diptera, Drosophilidae. The transcript is spliced from 5 exons. The record is from RefSeq and is a predicted model, not a curated record. The coding region runs from base 319 to 1998 and encodes 559 amino acids. Gene Ontology annotation, cellular component: membrane. Gene Ontology annotation, biological process: neuropeptide signaling pathway. Gene Ontology annotation, molecular function: neuropeptide receptor activity.